Messenger RNA from Austrofundulus limnaeus, 994 nucleotides. Its product is annotated as nocturnin. The record is from RefSeq and is a predicted model, not a curated record. Gene Ontology annotation, molecular function: 3'-5'-RNA exonuclease activity. NCBI's taxonomy places the organism in Eukaryota, Metazoa, Chordata, Actinopteri, Cyprinodontiformes, Rivulidae.
UAUAAAUAAAAAAUGAUGAUGACUGCCUGUCGGUUCAUGAGGACCAGAUGUUCCAGAUGUUCCUGAUGUUUAACACGUGGUUUGUUGCCUCAGAGUGACGUCAGUCUGCGUGCUGGAGGCGUCCUGUUGACGUCGCGUCGGUCUGUCAGAGUUCUGGCAGCUGAUUGGCUCAGAGAUGAAGAAGUCCCGCCCUCCUCCUCAUGUUACCAGUAACGACAGGAUGGACUGAACCAACUGGACCCCGGGGGGGUGGAGGGACCGAACCUGUCCGUUUUAUUUUAACCUUUCUGUUCAAACAGGAAGUAACCAGAUUAAGAUUAUUAAUCUGGUUCCGUCAGAGCCCUCAGGUCCAGUUCGGUUCUUCAGACUGCAGUCUUCUUUAAACUGGACCGGACCGAACCAUUUUGACCCCUCGGUGUUUGGUAACCGGAACAUGAUGUAACUCUCACCGACCGGUACCGGCUCUUCUCCGAACUGCUGAAGUGUAUUCAGCUGGACACGAACAUUCAGUCACCGAACAGUUCGGUUCGGCCCGGUCCGUUCAGAGCCAGGGGACCGGAACAGACCCGGUGAGGGAUGAAUCCAGCCCGCCGGUGUUCGCUGAGCCUCAGCCAGACCUUGGUGUCCUCGCUGGGGGGACAGACCUGGACCCCAGCCCCGGGUCCGGCCCGGGGACCAGGUGUCCGGCUGAGACCUGCUCCAGGUGGCGCUAUGGGCAGCUGCAGCAGCAGGUCGUUUGGUACCAUGACCCCGGUGCUGAACAGUGCCCCCUUGGCCCAACCCGACACGUACUUCAAGGAGGGCCCGGAUCAGGACCCUGAUAAGGACUCAGUGGAGGUGGACCCAGACCAACUGCUCAGGGAGUGCAAAGAGGUUCUGCAGAGGCGUCCGGCCCGACCGCAUCGGGAUCUGGUCCAUCCCAGGAGCACGGUCCGUUACAGCCACAAGCACAACCCAAACAUCCGGGUCAUGCAGUGGAACAUCCUGGCCCAAG